Didymosphaeria variabile is the source of this 1446-nucleotide messenger RNA. RefSeq lists its product as uncharacterized. The coding region runs from base 1 to 1446 and encodes 481 amino acids. The transcript has 5 exons. The record is from RefSeq and is a predicted model, not a curated record. NCBI's taxonomy places the organism in Eukaryota, Fungi, Ascomycota, Dothideomycetes, Pleosporales, Didymosphaeriaceae. Gene Ontology annotation, cellular component: nucleus; cytoplasm.
AUGACGGACUCACCUGCGCCGCGCAUUCCGUUGGACCCGAAAGAACAGCCCAUCCUAGACAAGUUGCUCGCCGUGCGGACAAACCUGGAAUUGUUGAAACAGGACCGCUCAACCUAUGUAAAGAGCCAGGAUGUCAUCGGCCUCUACGACCAAGUCAUCGAGCAGGUAGAAAUUUUGAAUCAGAUCCGAACAACGAAGCGGCUCGAGCAGAACAGAGUCGACACCGUCCUCGACGACUGCUUCCAACUCGUUUCGCUGGCCUAUAUGACGAUAGGGAAGAAUCAUGAAGCUCCCGCAGUGUAUUCAGUCAUCUCAACAGUCAAACGUUUACUGGACCACCUUGAGGAAGCCCACUUCUACUCCGCAAAAGAUCUUGGAGCUAUCGGUCAGAUGCUGCAGAAUGCGCGGCGCUACAUGGACCGGGGCAAGGACACAUAUACUCCUUCGCUGUUGACAUUGCUCGAGGCACGAAUCCAAGUCUGCGAAGAAACGAUAGCUAGGCUGGAACUGGCGCAUUCCCACCUUACGCCAGACUUGAGCCCGAAGUAUGAGAAGCUUGUUUCCAUUCUCAGGUCAUUGUGUGCAUGUAAUACUAGAUCAAAGUUUCCCGAAUCCGAGGUCGACGAAUUCUUAGUACAACUCAAAGAACUUCAGACAGAGCUUCGACCAUAUGGAAUUCACGCCUUCUCUGAGGAACGCGAAACGAAGGAGGAGAAGCUUACGGAAAUGAUCGAAAAGCUCACCUUCACCCAAGAACACCCAGAACCUGCUCCAGCAGCAAAGGAUCUCAUCGAAACACUUCUGCGACGGAACUUUUUAUGGACCAAUCUAAUGAAAGAGAGGAAAGGCCGAAUCGCACCAGCCUUCCAGGAGAUAUACGACAAGCUUUUGGGCAUCCGUAACAAGUUGGAGAAACUCUCUCUAACUCAGGCGUGGUCCCUCCGUGAGACGGAUCUAUGGAAUUUCCAACGGCAGCUGGACAGAAUUGAUGAGGCACGAAUCGAUGGCAACUUCAUCGACGCGCUCGGCCGUCCAUCGGAGCUGUACGAACAAAGGACCUUACUCUAUCUAUUGCGCAAGAGCUAUGCCAUGAUCUUUCAGUUGAUCGCCUCCUCAGAGCCCGUUUCGGAAGCGCUUUUGCCCAUCUACAACCAACUCACAACGCUCCGGAAGUGUCUUUUGGAGGUGAAGAAACUCGGAGGUGUCUCUUCCCCACGGGAGCUGUAUCCUUAUAGCAUGAAGUUAAACUCCAUCGAUAACAUGCGCGUGGACGGGAAAUUCGUGGUUGGUGAUGACAUUCCAGACGGACAAGGAAGCGUAACGCAGCUCCUUGAAGAAUGCUUUGAACUAGCGUACGAGCUCCGCAACGAUGCAGAGGACAGCAGCUCGGCUGGAGAACAGACCCCAGCGAGUGAAAGUGGUCCCGAAGGUGUGACUGCGGCAUGA